AUGGCUGGAAUGAUGAAUUGUGGGAGAUUUAUGCGGCAUUCAAUUGUAUUGGUUUUAGUGCUGCUAUUCAAGGCACAAUAUCAUAACCCCUCUUCUUCUUCUUCUGCUUCUUCUUGUUCUUCUUCGCACUCUCGUUCUGUUCCUCUGGACUCGUUUUCCAAUUACCCUGUCUCGUUAUCUGUCAAGAUCAAUGGUGGUGUUGGUGAAGAUGAUGACGACGAUGAUGAUGAAUUUGGUUCACUUCAGUAUGAUUACUACCGAAAUUCGUGCCCCAAAGCAGAACGAAUUGUUCGCUCCACCAUGCAACAUAUUCACCGCACCAAACCCUAUUUGAUUCCAGCUAUCAUUCGCCUUGUUUUCCAUGAUUGUUUCAUUCAGGGAUGUGAUGCUUCGGUUUUGUUAGAUGAUGAUGAUUACAUUGAUUCAGAGAAAGAAGCACCUCCCAAUGGAAGCCUCAAAGGUUUUGAUGUAAUUGAAACCAUCAAAUCCAAGCUUGAAGAAGCUUGCCCUAGAAUUGUUUCUUGUGCCGAUAUUCUUGUACUAGCUGCUAGAGACUCUGUGGCUCUGGCUGGUGGCCCCUUCUAUCCAUUAUAUACCGGCCGGAGAGAUGGUUCGAACUCUUAUGCUGACAUUGCAACGUAUGAGCUUCCUUCGCCCUAUUCUGAUUUAUCACACACCCUUAAUUCCUUCAAAGCAAAGGGAUUUGAUGAGAGGGAGAUGGUCACUCUCCUAGGUGCCCACAGCAUUGGCGAAAUCCACUGCGAAUUCUUCAAAAACCGCCUCUAUAACUUCAGCGGAACCAAUGAACCUGAUCCUUCUAUAGAAGUUGAAUUUCUGAACCUAUUGAAAUCAAAAUGCAGUGCAUCAUCUCCCUCAUCUACAUCAGGAUAUACUUCCCACCGCACCCUUUCAUCGACAGCUUUUGACUCAACUUUUUCCAAUGGCUCCCCUUCUUCCUCAGUAGAAGAGCCAGGAAUUACUAUGGACUUGGAACAACCUCAAUCAGAUUUUGGAAUUACCUACUACCGCAACCUAUUGCAAGGUAGAGGAAUCUUGUAUGCUGAUCAGCAACUACUGGAAGGUGAAGUAACUCGUUAUUGGAUCAAGGAAUAUGCUCUAGAUUCUACUUUGUUCCAUAAACAUUUCGCCCUCGCAAUGAUGAAACUCUCAGAUCUCCAUAUAUUGACACCGCCUAUGGGUAACAUUCGGCUCAAUUGUUCAAAGGUUGCAUGA
Molecule: messenger RNA, 1233 nt
Organism: Arachis stenosperma
Lineage: Eukaryota; Viridiplantae; Streptophyta; Magnoliopsida; Fabales; Fabaceae
Product: putative Peroxidase 48
Exons: 7
Coding region: 1-1233 (410 amino acids)
Biological process (GO): response to oxidative stress; hydrogen peroxide catabolic process
Cellular component (GO): plant-type cell wall; plasmodesma
Molecular function (GO): peroxidase activity; heme binding
Source: RefSeq, a predicted model, not a curated record